GCCACCGGCACUGCUACCCAAGCUGGUAUCACCAGCACAGGCGAUGCCAGGACCGGCCCGGCCCCGACCACUGCUGGCCCGCAUGGCUCCGACAUGGCCAACAAGGCCGAUCCGCGAGUCGACAGUGACCUGAACAACCGCGCCCAGUACGCCCCCGGCACGACCACCACGGGCAACGUGCACCCGCAGGCCACCGCGGGGACCGCAACCACCUCGACUUCGGGCACCUCGACGCGGGGCCCGCACAGCUCCUCGCUGCUGAAUAAGCUGGACCCUCGCGUGGACAGCCGCACGGGGGAGAAGUCCACCAAAUCCACAAACCAGUCGGGCUCGGGUGCGAUGCGCGAACCGACCGAUACGACAGGCACCGGCACCGCGGGCGGAGUAGGCUAUCAGCCUACGGUGCCGUCCUCUAGCCAGGGCACGCGGGCGGCCGGCGGUGCUAAUCCUAGUACUACCGCUACCGCCCCCGCUGACACCACCAACAAUGUUCCUACUACUGGGACUACCGGCACUGCUGGCACCGCUGGCACAACCACAGCUGGCGGUCAGUCGGCGCGCACGGGCGAGAAUGUCGGGCGCGGGGUUAAGUCGGUAGCGGCGGGGAUCCACGGGGCCGGAGAAUCGCUCCGCGGUGGACUAAACGCAGCUGUCGACUCAGCCUUUGGCCAUGAUCAGGGUGCGGCCAAGAACGCAGCCAUUGCGGACAAGGGCGAGCGAGAAAUUGAAACCGGGCGAUUUGGGCGUUCG
Aspergillus aculeatinus CBS 121060 is the source of this 750-nucleotide messenger RNA. RefSeq names its product protein dprC (gene dprC). The transcript is spliced from 2 exons. The annotation marks the transcript as partial. NCBI's taxonomy places the organism in Eukaryota, Fungi, Ascomycota, Eurotiomycetes, Eurotiales, Aspergillaceae. The record is from RefSeq and is a predicted model, not a curated record.